Capronia epimyces CBS 606.96 is the source of this 2010-nucleotide messenger RNA. RefSeq lists its product as uncharacterized. Lineage: Eukaryota; Fungi; Ascomycota; Eurotiomycetes; Chaetothyriales; Herpotrichiellaceae. The record is from RefSeq and is a predicted model, not a curated record. Gene Ontology annotation, molecular function: zinc ion binding; DNA-binding transcription factor activity, RNA polymerase II-specific; sequence-specific DNA binding. Gene Ontology annotation, biological process: DNA-templated transcription; positive regulation of transcription by RNA polymerase II. The transcript has a single exon. Bases 1 to 2010 code for a protein of 669 amino acids.
AUGGCUAAGACCGAGUCUGUCGAGGCUCUUCUGAACCCUUCGUUACGGGUAUCUAGACCUGUCGCAGCGUGCUCACGAUGUCGGUCGGCGAAGAUUAAAUGCGACGGCAAGUUGCCUGCUUGUUCUGCUUGUGAACGGUCGGGAAAAUCAAACAGCUGCACCAGCGCCAACGAUGAGUUCGCCCGAGGGAAAGAAAGAAGCUAUGUUGCUGCUCUAGAGGCCACUGCCCAGAGACUGCAGAAGAGAGUAGACAACGCCAAAGCGCAAUAUGCUAGCCACAAUGCCAUCUCCGGCUCAGCUCUGCGAUCAGGGCAUCCUCAAACGCGAAAACCCAGCGGGACCCGGAGAAAGGAGGCCACUGAUGUUGAUGAGCUGGUCAGCGACUUUGGGUUUUUGACCGUCAAUGCCACCUCGCGCGACUUCCACGGCUUCACUGCCACCAUGUCCUUUGCCAAACUCCUGCUGUCCGCUGCGACAAGGAAUGAGCUCCCUCCGCUCGAAAACCGGGCACUUCCACCACGUUAUGCCGUUACCCCAAUGAUCAAUCAAUAUCUUGAGAACGUAUACGUCUUGUUCCCCUUCUUUUCGGAAACCGAGUUGAUGAGCAGUCUUUCUCGGAUUUAUCACGAGUCCGCUACUGUUCCAUCUUCGGUGAGCCCGUUGGAUGUGUGGAAUGUGCGUCUGAUCCUGGCCAUUGCGUACGCCUCAAGCUCUCAACAAAAGGGCGACGAAAACGACAAGACAGCGCUGCAGCAUGUGGCAGCGGCUAGGGGUCUGGCAAACUACGUCCUUCAUCCUGGUUCCCUCUCGGGCCUUCAGGCUCUUCUCUUGUUGGUGCAAUAUGCAUUGGUCGAUCCAGCCCAUUUUGACAGCUGGUAUCUGGUGGGCAUGGCAUCGCGCCUCAUGGUCGAUCUGGGACUGCACUGUGAACUCCCUCCCGAGACCAAGAUCAGCAAGGACGCAUUGGAUCUUCGACGCAGAGUAUUCCAUUGCACCUACGCCCUGGACCGUCUGGUGAGCAUGUCGCUAGACCGAGCAUUCUCCUUUACCGACGACUCAGCUCCGGAUGUUCCUCUACCGGAAUCAUCAUCCGACCCAUCUUCUUCACAGCUGUUCCUACGUUCCACAAAACCGUCAUUGUAUCUGUUCGAUGUCCGUCGAGUCCAGUCAGCUUUCUACCAAACAACGAGGUGGUCUUCUCGCUCUCAAUGGCCGCUAGCGACCGCAGCGACGUAUUCCAGCUCAGUGUCGAAUGAUAUCCACGCCUGGUAUUCGACAAUACCGACGACUCUGUCCCAACGCCAUCUCAUGCUCUUUAACCUUGAGAGACUGUACUCCCAAAUUCUGGUGGUGUCGCCAAACCCAAAAGUACCUGCGGCCAGUAUGACGGAUCUCAACAAGGAGCUUGUGUUUGAGUACUCGGCUCAAUAUGCAGAGCUCUUACAGUCCAUUACUCAAGACGUUAGCUGGCAUGCAUACUUGACUUAUGCCGACAUCUGCCGGGCAAAAUAUGUCGGCCAGAAAUUUGUGGAAGUGAUGUGGUCUGAUUUUGACCGCUUGGUAGGUACGACCUCGCGUGCCAUCCGAGGCGAUUCGCCGCUUUCGAGAAACAUACCUUUGGACAACAGUCAACGCGCCACUAUUUGCCUGCGCAGGAUCAUCGAGAUUCUAGACUUUGCUCGCCAUCGCUGGUCGAUGCCGGAGAUGAGAGAAAAAUUCGAACAAGAGUCAGCUGUUCUCUUCUCACGGCUUAAAAGCAGACAAAUGGAUGCAAACCCCAUACAGUAUACGAGCGCAUCCAGUACGCCGUCCAACAACAGCAUCGGAUAUGGGGACCUGGUGGGCAACCAUUUCACACAGUACCCUUACGGUGCCACAUCAUUUACCCAGCUGCCCAGCCCUCCUGCGGUGACCCAGGACAGUCAACAACGGCGUUUGAUUACCCCACCCCAAGGAUCUCUCCCUCGCCGAAGCUAUGAGUUCUUUGGUGGCGGGCGGAAUCGAGAAUGA